This is a messenger RNA of Rhododendron vialii, 778 nucleotides long. RefSeq lists its product as uncharacterized. The coding region runs from base 33 to 581 and encodes 182 amino acids. The transcript is spliced from 2 exons. The record is from RefSeq and is a predicted model, not a curated record. Gene Ontology annotation, cellular component: mitochondrion. NCBI's taxonomy places the organism in Eukaryota, Viridiplantae, Streptophyta, Magnoliopsida, Ericales, Ericaceae. Gene Ontology annotation, biological process: response to stress.
GCGAUGUAAUAUUUGUCUUCAGGUAUGAAUGAAUGAAUUACCUGAUUUCAAAGUAUUUUCGGAAUCCCCCACUCUCUCACACACCCCGACCCAGUCCUACCUUUUUAUUAAUUUCGUCGUCAUAUAGUUUCGCAUAUAUAUACAUACAUACAUGGAGACUCUCAGCGUCAAUUAAUACAUAUACACAAACACCUUUGCUGUUAUUGCCGGAAGAAUUAAAACUAACAAUGGCUCUCUCUCUCUCCAACGCCAAGCUUCUUCUUCAUCUUGCUACUACUCCACUCGCAGAUGCUCUUUCCCACCUCGCCAUCCGCCGGCGAGUUAUAGGGUACGCCGUGGGGGCAGCAUCACGUGGAGGUGAGGCGGCUGGUGGCGGCAAGCAAGGGUCAACGUCCACCCAUCAAGUGGAAGAGAACGCUGUGAUCCAUGAACAUUCUGGAUCCACCACCACCAGCACUGCGUGGGGUCCGGACCCGGUCACGGGAUACUACAGACCAGACGAUCGUGCGGCUGCGAUUGACACAGCGGAGCUCAGAGAUGUGGCCCUAAAUCACAAGGAAAUUACUAAACAGCAAAACUGAGGAACAAUAAUACUGUACAAUACAAGAAUGGCUCAAAAUAAACAACGCCAAUUCUCAGUCAUUAUAGUAUAUGGUUGGAUUUGGCCAACUCUUUUAUGAGCUUAUUAUUAGUUUUAAGCUUUGCAGAUGUAUAUCUCCUUUUCUAUUUGGUAAAAUUUAGUUUGAAAUUUGUGAUACGAAAGAGUAAGUUACAAAAA